This is a messenger RNA of Echinococcus granulosus, 249 nucleotides long. RefSeq lists its product as hypothetical. The record is from RefSeq and is a predicted model, not a curated record. Bases 1 to 249 code for a protein of 82 amino acids. The transcript has 2 exons. Lineage: Eukaryota; Metazoa; Platyhelminthes; Cestoda; Cyclophyllidea; Taeniidae.
AUGGCAAAUCGUGCCUUGGUUCGGUGCAAGGUGGGUGUUGUAGUUGCAUGUGCAGAACUUGAACGGAAAGUAACAUCAACUCAGAUUAAUUCGUCAUUCAGCAAUGCACAUUCAUUUGCUUGUGCAAAUGCUCCUCUACGAAUGCUGCUUUUAAUGAAGUGGAAGGAGCAGUUAUUGAGUUCAAGUGUUUUGCAACAAUUUGGAGGGAAAACACAGAGAUCAUCACAAUUUUCUGGCUCCAAUUUGUGA